Messenger RNA from Acanthochromis polyacanthus (spiny chromis), 1628 nucleotides. Its product is annotated as E3 SUMO-protein ligase ZBED1-like. The record is from RefSeq and is a predicted model, not a curated record. The transcript is spliced from 4 exons. Gene Ontology annotation, molecular function: DNA binding. The coding region runs from base 252 to 1628 and encodes 458 amino acids. NCBI's taxonomy places the organism in Eukaryota, Metazoa, Chordata, Actinopteri, Pomacentridae.
CUGGGCGAUAAACCGAAAAUUUAUCGUUAUCGUGAAUUACAACGAUGACCGACGUCAUUUUGUCCAUGACGGUAAAUACGAUAAUUUAAAGAAAAAGAAACAAAUGUCAAUGUUAUGUUUUGACUUGGGCCAAUAAAUUAUGCUCAUUCCCCUUUAAGACUCCGCAACCGAGCACUAAGUGACGUCAGUGCGCUACCCACGCAGGUGACUCGCUCACCCAGUCUGAAGAAGAGGGGAGUCACGUUGUGGUAAUGGCAUUGGCUGACAAUUCGAACACUGAAGCGGCUGAUACAGCCGGAGACGUCGCGUUUGUCGAGGUGAAUCCACCGGAACUUGUACCAAAAAGAAAUUCUACAUCUGUAAUUUGGAAAUAUUUUGGUUUCUACAAAGAAGACAUUGAACAAAAGAACACGAAAUGCAAAGUGUGUUUAAAAACGAUCGUAACCAACCAAGGCAACACGACGAACCUUUUCCAUCACCUACAGCACAAUCAUGCCGUUGAGUUUGAAGAUGUGCAAAAAGCUCAAAGCGAGAAACAUGGCUCGAGUUCGAGGCUUUCUACCCCACGACAGCAGCGCAUAACGGAGGCAUUUGCGGGUGUGACACCGUAUGAAAGAACGUCGAAGAGGUGGGUUGAAAUGACAAACGCCAUUGGCUACCACAUAGCUAAAGAUAUGGCCCCCAUAGCUACUGUGGAGCGCACAGGGUUUAAGCGUUUAAUGAAUACUGCCGACAAGAGGUACGCCAUACCAUCGCGAAAAUACUUUUCACAAACUGUGCUCCCCAACAUGUUUAAAACCGAGAGGGAGAAGGUCGCUGCCGAACUAAAACAUUUGAAGCAUUUUGCUGCAACAUCCGACCUGUGGUCAAGUCGCACCAUGGAGCCCUAUUUGAGCUUGACGGUGCAUUUCAUUGACGAGUGGCAACUGCGCACCAGAGUGCUCGAAACGGCGUAUUUUCCCACUGAGCACACAGGAGAGAUGAUAGCUCAAGGCCUGACAUCGAUGCUCUCGUCAUGGGACCUCAAAGAAGAAAACCUCGUGGCUAUCACAACAGACAAUGGUGCUAACGUUGUCAAAGCUGCAGAGCUCAACCAUUGGAUGCGGGUGCAGUGCUUUGGGCACAGGCUCCACUUGGCAAUCGAAAAUGCGCUGAAAAAACAACCUGCUGUGGAUCGGGCCGUAAAGGUCUGUAAGAAGAUUGUCAGCUCCUUCUCCUACAGUUGGAAGAAGAAGAAGGCUCUACACAAGGCACAGAUUGAAUUAAACCUGCCCCAACACAACCUUAAAACAUCAUGCCCCACCAGAUGGGGAUCAAUGCACUUGAUGACAGCAAGGCUACUUGAACAAAAGAAAGCCAUCACACAGGUCCUCUCUGAUGACAGAGCAUCAAGGCAUCUGAUACCAAAAUGGUCUGACCUGGAUGUGUUGGAAGCUAUGAACAAAGCUCUGGCUCCUCUGGUGGAGUUCACAGAUGCCCUGUCAGGUGAAGAGUAUGUGACAAUUUCAUCCGUGAAGCCUGUAUUACACAUCCUCCAUUCACGAGUGUUGACUGAGGAAGAUGACGAUGUGGAGCUAACGAAAGCUAUCAAGUUCCACAUUUUCUACAAUAUCUACCAGCUGCUGUAA